AUGGCGAAGGACAAUGAGGCGUCCAAGCCCGCUGCCGACAAGGGCAAGGCCAAGGCCGUCGACGCAAAAACUCAAGACGCGGCCAAGGAAAAGGAUGGCAAGCCAGUCGCCAAUGGAAAGAAAGACGACAAGAACGACGACAAGCCAGACACCGAGGAGCUCAGCGAAGAGGACCAGCAGCUGAAAAACGAGCUCGACAUGCUCGUUGAGCGACUGGGAGAAUCCGAUACGACGCUCUACAAGCCAGCACUCGAGGCCAUGAAGGACUUCAUCAAGACGUCGACGUCCUCCAUGACCGCCGUACCAAAGCCACUCAAGUUCCUGCGCCCACACUACGAAACGAUGACCAAGCUCUACGAUGAGUGGGCAGCAGGUGACGACAAAACAUCGCUAGCCGACGUCCUGUCUGUCAUUGGCAUGACCUUCUCCGACGAGGACCGCCAAGACACGCUCAAGUACCGCCUGCUCGCCCCGACACAAGACAUCGGCUCAUGGGGCCACGAAUAUGUCCGCCACCUGGCCCUUGAGAUCGGCGAGGUAUAUGGCCGCCGGAUAACGGCCGAGGAGCCCACCAAGGACCUGGUCGAUCUGGCCCUGAUCCUCGUGCCCCAGUUCCUCAAGAGCAACGCCGAGGCCGACGCGGUCGACCUGAUGAGCGAGCUCGAAAUCAUCGAGGUCCUGCCGCAGUACGUCGACAAAGACACCUACGCUCGCGUCUGCCUCUACAUGGUCUCCAUGGUCAAUCUCCUGACCUACCCGGACAACGAGCAGUUCUUGCGCGUCGCCCACGACAUCUACAAGGAGUACGACCAGUACACCCAGGCCAUGGUCUUGGCCAUCCGCCUCAACGACAUGGACAUGAUCAAGGCCGACUUUGAGCAGGCCGAGGACCCCGCCCUCAAGAAGCAACUCGCUUUCUUGAUCGCCCGCCAGCGUAUCUGGCUCGACACCCCCGAGAUCGACGAUAUGGACAUCAACGAGUGCCUCUGCAACAUCCGGUUAUCCGAGCACUUCAAGCUGCUCGGCAAGGAGCUCAACAUUCUCGACCCCAAGUCCACCGAGGACAUCUACAAGAGCCACCUCGAGAGCAACCGUGUGUCCAGCAUGACAAACAUCGACUCGGCGCGCCAGAACCUUGCCGCUGCCUUUGUCAACGCACUUACCAACGCCGGCUUCGGCAAGGACAACAUGAUGCUCGUCGAGCAGGACAAGGAGAGCUGGGUCUGGAAGACCAAGGAGGAGGGCAUGAUGUCCACCGUAGCCUCGCUCGGCACCCUGAUGCUGUGGGACAUUGAGAACGGCCUCGACAAGAUUGACAAGUACACCUAUGUCGAGGAGGAGCAGAUUCAGGCUGGCGCCAUGCUUGCUAUCGGCAUCAUGAGCUCAGGCGUGCGUCUCGACUCGGAGCCCGCCUACGCCCUGCUGGCCGACCCAGAGAAGCUUGAGCACAAGAACCCGCUGAUUCGCACCGCUUCCAUCAUGGGCCUUGGCCUGGCCUACGCCGGCUCAAACAAGGAGGAUCUGCUCGAGCGGCUGCUGCCCAUGAUCAACGACGCCUCGCAGGACAUGCAGACGUCCGCCAUGGCCGCCCUGGCCUGCGGCCUCAUCUUUGUCGGCUCGUCCAACGCCGAGGUCAGCGAGGCCAUUGUCACGACUCUUCUCGACGACGACCGCAAGCGCCAGCUGACUGACAAGUGGACGCGCUUCCUGGCCCUCGGCCUAGGUCUGCUCUUCUUUGGCCGCCAGGAGGAGGUCGACGUCAUCCUGGAGACGCUCAAGGCCGUUGACCACCCGGUUGCCAAGCCGACGGGCGUCCUCGCGGCGACGUGCGCCUGGGCCGGCACGGGUGCCGUGCUCAAGAUCCAGGAACUGCUGCACCUGUGCAACGAGCAUAUCGAGGACUCGGACGAGAAGAAGGGCGACGAGCUGCUGCAGUCGUACGCCGUGCUCGGUAUUGGCCUCAUUGCCAUGGGCGAGGACGUCGGCCAGGAGAUGGUUCUGCGCCACUUUGGCCACCUGAUGCACUACGGCGAGCCGAACAUCCGCCGCGCGGUUCCGCUGGCCAUGGGCCUCGUCAGCCCAAGCAACCCACAGAUGAAGGUCUAUGACACGCUCUCCCGCUACUCCCAUGACAACGACAACGAGGUCGCCCUCAACGCCAUCUUUGCCAUGGGCCUGCUGGGCGCCGGCACCAACAACGCGCGCCUGGCCCAGCUGCUGCGCCAGCUCGCCAGCUACUACCAUCGCGACCAAGAGUCUCUGUUCAUGGUGCGCAUUGCCCAGGGCCUGCUGCACAUGGGCAAGGGCACCCUGUCGCUGAGCCCCUUCCACACCGACCGCCAGAUCCUGUCGCGUGUUUCCGCUGCCGGUCUGCUGGCCGUGCUCGUUGCCAUGCUCGACGCCAAGCAGUUCAUCACCUCCAGCUCGCAUUACCUGCUUUACUUCCUCGUCACCGCCAUGCACCCUCGCUUCCUCGUCACGCUCGACGAGGACCUCAAGCCGCUGACUGUCAACGUCCGUGUUGGUCAGGCCGUCGAUGUGGUCGGCCAGGCCGGCCGGCCCAAGACGAUCACGGGCUGGCAGACACAGAGCACACCUGUUCUACUAGCAUAUGGAGAGCGCGCCGAGCUAGAGGACGAGCAGUACAUUAGCCUCAGCAGUACCCUAGAGGGACUUGUCAUUCUGAAAAAGAACCCGGACUGGGAGAGCGACAAAUAG
This is a messenger RNA of Sporothrix brasiliensis 5110, 2718 nucleotides long. Its product is annotated as 26S proteasome regulatory subunit N1. The coding region runs from base 1 to 2718 and encodes 905 amino acids. Gene Ontology annotation, cellular component: proteasome complex; proteasome regulatory particle, base subcomplex; nucleus. Gene Ontology annotation, molecular function: enzyme regulator activity. Lineage: Eukaryota; Fungi; Ascomycota; Sordariomycetes; Ophiostomatales; Ophiostomataceae. Gene Ontology annotation, biological process: regulation of protein catabolic process; proteasome-mediated ubiquitin-dependent protein catabolic process. The transcript is spliced from 4 exons. The record is from RefSeq and is a predicted model, not a curated record.